AAAAAAAUAAAGGGAACGUUAAAAGGCAAAAAAACCGUUCCGACAUUCCGACAUUAUACGUGUGUCGCUUCCCAUCUAGUAGUAGUAAUACUUUUGUAUAUCCCCUUCCCCGUAUCUCCACAAACUCCGUAUGAAUGACAAGAAACAAGGCAAAAAUAAAGCCGAAAUGCAGACCAGGCAGCAGGCGCUCCAGGUACAGGGAUUAGGUCAUGUGUUGGGCGAGGGUCGAGUCAAACAAGCCCAGGCCGGAAAAAAACCAAGGGUCAAGGAAAAAAUCCCACCUCAGGUCCGUAAUCCCAGUAGCCAAGAGAGAAUUCGAAGAAGUGGGGUAUCUUCACACAAAAAAGUGUUGUAGCACGGAUGUUGUUGCCGGCAGCGGCGGCUGCUGGUUCCAGGGAGGCUGAGAUAAUAGACUGUGGUUUUCCAAAGGAUUUUCCAAAGGAUGGUGCUAUCCAAUUGUAAAUGCAUCUGGUUGGUCAAGCCCGAAGCAAGGUCAUCUGUUUAAUAUGGUGUACAGAGGAGGAAGAGGAAGCGAGGUGUUAAUGAUUUAUAGAGCGAGCAAGUUAUUUUGAUUGCAGAUUUUUUUUUUUC
Molecule: messenger RNA, 591 nt
Organism: Trichoderma atroviride IMI 206040
Lineage: Eukaryota; Fungi; Ascomycota; Sordariomycetes; Hypocreales; Hypocreaceae
Source: RefSeq, a predicted model, not a curated record